CCAGAGCAGUCAGGGCGGUGAUGGCGGCGGCUGCGGCUACCGCGGCAGUGGCGGCCCCGGUGCCGGCGGCCCGCUCGGAAGGCGCCUCCUCAGUGCACUGGUUCCGCAAGGGGCUGCGGCUCCAUGAUAACCCGGCGCUGCAGGCGGCCGUGCGCGGGGCGCACUGUAUGCGCUGCGUUUACAUCCUCGACCCUUGGUUCGCGGCCUCCUCCUCAGUCGGGAUCAACCGAUGGAGGUUCCUACUUCAGUCUCUGGAAGAUUUGGACACAAGUUUAAGGAAACUGAACUCCCGCCUCUUUGUAGUCCGGGGACAGCCGGCUGACGUGUUCCCAAGGCUGUUCAAGGAAUGGGGGGUGACCCGCCUGACCUUUGAAUAUGACUCUGAACCCUUUGGGAAAGAACGGGACGCGGCCAUCAUGAAGAUGGCCAAGGAGGCUGGUGUGGAGGUGGUGACUGAGAACUCUCAUACUCUCUAUGACCUGGACAAGAUUAUUGAGCUGAACGGGCAGAAGCCGCCCCUUACCUACAAGCGCUUUCAGGCCAUCAUCAGCCGCAUGGAGCUGCCCAAGAAGCCCGUGGGCUCUGUGACCAGCCAGCAGAUGGAGGGCUGCAGGGCCGCAAUCCAGGAGAACCACGAUGAGACCUAUGGCGUGCCCUCCCUGGAGGAGCUGGGAUUCCCCACUGAAGGACUCGGCCCAGCUGUUUGGCAGGGAGGAGAGACGGAAGCCCUGGCCCGCCUGGAUAAGCACCUGGAACGGAAGGCCUGGGUUGCCAACUAUGAGAGACCCCGCAUGAAUGCCAACUCCCUGCUGGCCAGCCCCACGGGCCUCAGCCCCUACCUGCGCUUCGGCUGCCUCUCCUGCCGCCUCUUCUACUACCGCCUGUGGGACCUGUACAAAAAGGUGAAGCGGAGCAGCACACCCCCGCUCUCCCUGUUUGGGCAACUCCUGUGGCGAGAGUUCUUUUACACGGCGGCCACCAACAACCCCAGGUUUGACCGCAUGGAGGGCAACCCCAUCUGCAUCCAGAUCCCCUGGGAUCGCAACCCCGAGGCCCUGGCCAAGUGGGCCGAGGGCAAGACAGGCUUCCCUUGGAUUGACGCCAUCAUGACGCAACUGAGGCAGGAGGGCUGGAUCCACCACCUGGCCCGGCACGCUGUGGCCUGCUUCCUCACGCGCGGGGACCUCUGGGUCAGCUGGGAGAGCGGGGUCCGGGUGUUCGAUGAGCUGCUCCUGGACGCAGACUUCAGCGUGAACGCAGGCAGCUGGAUGUGGCUGUCCUGCAGUGCUUUCUUCCAACAGUUCUUCCACUGCUACUGCCCGGUGGGCUUUGGCCGCCGCACGGACCCCAGUGGGGACUACAUCAGGCGAUACCUGCCCAAGUUGAAAGGGUUCCCCUCUCGAUACAUCUACGAGCCCUGGAAUGCCCCAGAGUCGAUUCAGAAGGCAGCCAAGUGCAUCAUUGGUGUGGACUACCCACGGCCCCUCGUGAACCACGCCGAGACCAGCCGGCUCAACAUUGAGCGGAUGAAGCAGAUUUACCAGCAGCUCUCUCGCUACCGGGGACUCUGUCUGCUGGCCUCUGUCCCUUCCUGCAUGGAAGACCUCAGCAACCCAGUGGCAGAGCCCAGCUCGAGCCAGGCUGGGAGCACGAACAGUGCAGGCCCAAGACCACUGCCCAGUGGCCCAGCGUCCCCCAAACGCAAGCUGGGAGCAGCGGAGGAGCCGCCGGGGGAAGAACUCAGCAAACGGGCCAGGGUGGCAGGGUUGCCUCACUCGGAGCCGCCGAGCAAGGAUGCCUGAGACUGCAGUGCCGUGACUCUGUGAGCGAAGCCGGGGUGCCCGAGCAGCCACCGUGGCAGCAGAGCGCAGCCUGCAGAACAGCUGAUCACCUCCAGAGAUGGAGCAAGCGUGUGCGUGUGUGUGCGUGUGCCGAGGAAGGAGCGGCCCCGCCUGUUUGCGUGUGCGUGCGUCUGUUUACACUCCUGUGGUUCCCAACACUGCCUGGGC
Kogia breviceps (pygmy sperm whale) is the source of this 2009-nucleotide messenger RNA. RefSeq names its product cryptochrome circadian regulator 2 (gene CRY2). Gene Ontology annotation, biological process: entrainment of circadian clock by photoperiod; negative regulation of DNA-templated transcription; circadian regulation of gene expression. Gene Ontology annotation, molecular function: DNA binding; FAD binding. Lineage: Eukaryota; Metazoa; Chordata; Mammalia; Artiodactyla; Physeteridae. The record is from RefSeq and is a predicted model, not a curated record. Gene Ontology annotation, cellular component: nucleus; cytoplasm.